This is a messenger RNA of Rhinichthys klamathensis goyatoka, 3092 nucleotides long. RefSeq names its product dopamine receptor D1a (gene drd1a). Bases 804 to 1907 code for a protein of 367 amino acids. Lineage: Eukaryota; Metazoa; Chordata; Actinopteri; Cypriniformes; Leuciscidae. The transcript is spliced from 2 exons. Gene Ontology annotation, cellular component: membrane. Gene Ontology annotation, biological process: adenylate cyclase-activating adrenergic receptor signaling pathway. The record is from RefSeq and is a predicted model, not a curated record. Gene Ontology annotation, molecular function: G protein-coupled receptor activity.
UUUCUUUUAGCAUCGACUCUAGAAACUGGAUGACCUACUGUUAGAGUAAUUUGUCGAACCCCUCGGGCAUCGGACACGACACAUCUCGGUGUUAAAUGUAUUUGUCAUGUCACUCGGCGUGGGUCUCACCAAUCUCGCCACGCUCGCGCAGCAAGAACACGACGCGCAUUCGUCGCGUGGAGCUCAUGCUGAUGGAAUAACACCUGAUCUUCGACAGGAUGAAGGUGCGUUACAGUCAUUCAUCGAGGAGGACGUACACGAAACAAGUUUUCUUUCUAGUUUAUUUAAGUGAAUCGUUCUUUGCGGACAAGAUGUUUCAAAGACCAAAUUGUGCAACAUUUUUCGGAUAAAUGCAGCUUUAAGCACAAAAGAAGCUCUUCGGUAUUAUCUAACAGAACUGCAGGAACCGGUUAUUGCUCACUGGAAUCUAAAACGUCCUCUUAUGGCAUAAGGACUCAUACAUGAUCACACUCAAAUAUAUAAGGGAACACUAAAAAACUGUGUGCAGAGUGAUUAGAUGAACUUAUCUGAACAGUUUUGAUGGGAUCAUAUACUAUGAUAUUAUGAUAUCAACCGGCAUGACAGUAACACUGAACUGAAACACUUUAUUGGCACUUUCCAAACUGGAAUGCAGGACAAAUCUUUUGUGUAAUGGAGCAUGAACUGGAAAUGUUAACGUUGGUAUGAAAAUGUCUUAAUAAGAACACACGGUCAACAUUACCUGAAGUGUGACAGGUCUGACGGAUUCGAAGAUGAAGUGUUCGAACAGUUCACGUCUAGUUCUCAUGAUGCAGUGAUCCUUAAUGCACAGCACAAUGGCAGUGAUGGAUUUGAACUUGACAACUGUAAUUGACAGCGGUUUCAUGGAAAGUGACCAGUCCAGGCGGGUUCUGACCGGUUGCUUUCUUUCCGUUCUAAUCCUCUCCACCCUAAUCGGAAACACACUGGUUUGUGCGGCGGUCACAAAAUUCCGCCACCUGCGCUCUAAAGUCACAAACUUUUUUGUGAUCUCACUGGCGGUGUCAGACCUGCUGGUGGCCAUUCUGGUCAUGCCCUGGAAGGCUGUGACAGAGGUAGCCGGCUUCUGGCCCUUUGGUGCUUUCUGUGACAUUUGGGUCGCUUUCGAUAUCAUGUGCUCCACAGCUUCCAUCCUGAACCUCUGCGUUAUUAGCGUGGACCGAUACUGGGCCAUUUCCAGCCCGUUCCGCUACGAGAGGAAGAUGACUCCCAGGGUGGCCUUCGUGAUGAUCAGCAUGGCUUGGACCCUGUCUGUGCUCAUCUCCUUCAUCCCAGUGCAGCUCAAAUGGCACAAGGCUCAGCCAGUGAGCUUCCCAGAGGUCAACGCUUCUCACAGGGCUCUGCUGCCGGACAACUGUGACUCCAGCCUCAACCGAACGUAUGCCAUUUCCUCCUCGCUCAUCAGCUUCUACAUUCCCGUCGCCAUCAUGAUUGUAACGUACACUCAGAUUUACAGAAUCGCCCAGAAGCAGAUCCGACGGAUCUCCGCUUUGGAAAGAGCCGCGGAGAACGCCAAGAUCCGCCAUGACAGCAUGGGCGGCAGCUCCAACGUGGAGUCCGAAAGCUCCUUCAAACUGUCCUUCAAAAGGGAGACGAAAGUCUUAAAAACCUUGUCCGUAAUAAUCGGAGUUUUUGUGUGCUGCUGGUUGCCGUUCUUCAUCCUGAACUGCAUUGUGCCAUUUUGUAAGAGCACUUCGACUGGUCUCCCCUGUAUCAGUCCAACGACAUUUGAUGUUUUUGUCUGGUUCGGAUGGGCCAAUUCUUCUCUCAACCCCAUCAUAUACGCCUUCAAUGCUGACUUUCGGCGAGCUUUUGCCAUCCUUUUGGGAUGCCAGAGACUCUGUCCAGGAACCACUAGCAUGGAGACACCGAGCCUGAACAAGAACUGAAAAGCAACGCUCAAUGUGUGAGCCCAUGUCACAUCAAUGUUUUGCCAAGGAAGGCAAAAAAAGGGGGGGGGGGAAAUGGAUUUGGGAUUAAGACUCUGGGAAGAGAGCCCUCCUGCUGAGCUGGAGAGCAGAGAAAGCAGUCGCCACGUCCCUUAAGCAAGGCUAAUCUCUAUAAAAAGCUAUUCUUCACCAAAGAAUGACGCAAGGGUGGUCUGUGUAUUUUAGACAGUAUACUCAACAGAUUAUUGAAUCCACAAGUGACUUGCAGAAAUUAGAGAAGCAAUGUUUUAUCAAAAGAAAUAUAGAUGUUUCUUUGAAUGUUCAUUUUCAUUUGAAAGAAACUGUACAGUAAUAAUGUUUGUGAAGCUAUACAGUGCUGGGCAAAACUGCAAUACACUGGAACAAAUGUUGUGUAUUUAGCGGCAAAUGAAUUGAGAAUAUGGUCUCAAUGUAUCAUUCCAUUAAUCUGAAGUUUCACUGAAUAAAUGACCAUUUCAGGCAUUUGCAAUAAAAUUCAGUGUAAUCUAAAUCUAAUACAUCACUGCUUGAUAAAUAACUAUCUCAUCCUCUCCACUCUCAUUACAUUUCCUUUACAUCUGCCUUAUUCAUGAGACUUUUUUUUUUCCAAAACAAGAGGGCAGAUGGUCAAUCAUGAGAUGGCCAUCCCAUUAUUGCCAUAAUGAACAUGUAUAUUGUUCUGUGGUACUUGUUUUCUGAUUCAUUAUUAAACUGUGAAAGCUAAACACUACGACUAGCAGAACAGAUGGCCAUAAAAUAAAAAUGCAGAUGUGGCAGUGUGCUCAGUUACGGUCAUCCAGUAAUAGAUACGUUAUUGUUGAGAUUGUAAUUAUUUUCUGAAAGCGUAUGGGGCCUUCAGGCCCAGUACAAAAUAACACUGGAUUGUUACUAUGUCUGUGGAUGUGAUGCAAUGUGCCAUGUGAUAAUGUAGAAAAUGAAACGUCGAGAAUCUCAGAACGUCUGUGGCAAACUGAAUGUAAUUAAUUGUGAUGAGUCCAACUAUGUGGUCAAUUUUAUGGUAUUUUUGUGGCAGAGAUAUUUUCAUGCUUUCACAACACAUAAUUUGGUAUUUCACAGCACUACAUUUGUUGUUGUGGUGUUUUGAGAAAGACACUGAUUCACUCUUGACUUUUAGCAUUACAAUGUUGAAGUAGAAUUAAAUAACAC